UUAUGUAUAACAAAAAUAAAAAAGUGGCUUUCAUUUACUUCAAAGUUCAAACCAUUCAAAUAUAACCGACUUAACUACCAUCCUUUUCUUUUCAUUUUUUCUCCUUCCGUACUGCUCAAAUUUCCUAUCCCAAUCGAAAUUAGGGCUUUUUGUUUCUUGAUCAAAUUUGAAGGUAACACCAAAUCUUUCAAUAUAUACUUCAAUUCGCGCGAUCUCUUCCCUAUUGCAGUUUUUAGAAAUCGGAAUUUUGCAAGGGAUCAUGUGGCCGGUCUAUUGCUGCAACUUUGAGUCGCAGUCGGACUUCGAAAAUUUGUUCCCCAAAUACGGAAGAAUUGAGAGUAUUGUCGUGAAAGAAGGACCUUUUCCAUGGAAAAAGAUAACAAGAAUCGUAUAUUGGGUUGCCAUCUCGAAUGCAAGAAGGGCUACCUAUCUACUUGCCAGAUCUCUCUCACACACAAAUGGAAAUGUUGUGCAUGUUUCUGAUCAUAAUACCAUGCUGCCACAAUAGUUAUAGGGGACAUUCCAUGCCAACCACACUAAUCAUAAGGACGUCCACGAGCUGUUUCAUUCACAUGUCUCCAUUUACUGAACGUUGUUUUAAAUAUUGGUGAAGCCAUGAUUAGCAAUAAUUGCUCGACUUCUCAUGGCCGUGAUUUUAGUUAGCCUACUGUUCAUCAUGCAAGUUCUCUAGCUCCCAUGUUUUCAGUCUCUGUUCUUUAUUUUUUGGUUGCAAACAUUUUUCUCUUAGUGAUGCUACUGUCAGCUCGGGGGAGUGAUAAACAGUCCUGUUGUGUUACUCAUGCUAGUUAGUACUUGGUAGGCUUUGCAUUUGUCUAUUUCGAGGAUAAAAAUGAUGCGGAAGCUGCCAUCCGUGGUCUUGAUGGCAUACUGAUUGGGCAUAUGGGACGGAGAUUACAUGUUGACUGGGGCACGGACACGGGAGAGCAUAGGCAUCAUGAUGGUUCAGAAUCAAACGCAAGACCAAAUAAAACCCUUUUUGUGAUACACUAUGACCCUGUUCGUACUCGAGAUCGUGACAUAAAAAGCCACUUUGAGCAUUAUGGGAAGGUUCUCAAUGUAACUAUGCGUCGGAAUUAUGCUUUUGUGGACUUUGCAACUCAGGAAGAUGCCACAGAAGCUCUGAAACGCACCCAUAGGAGUAAGAUAUUCGAUAGAAUUAUUUCUGUUGGUUAUGCUUUCCAAGAUGAUGAUGACAAGCAUAACGGAAGGCGUAGAAAUGAUGCUCCACUGAGGUCAUCCAUUCCAGCAUACCGCCAUGGUCAAGCUAGUCCUGAUUAUGGGAGGUACGAUGGUCAUUCACAUCCAUAUCGCGCGCGAGCAAGUCAUGUUUAUGAUAAGCAUGGUGGUCCUUCAAAUUCAAGGGCCAGGAGACCUUUCCGUGCGCGAGCAAGUCAUGUUUAUGAUAGAAACGAUGGUCCUUCAAAUCCAAAGGCCCGGAGUCCUUCACAUGCCCGAGCAAGUCCUGUUUAUGGUAGAUACGAGGGUCCUUCAAAUCCAAGGGGAAGGAUUCCUUACCAUGUGCGAGCAAGUCCUGUUUAUAAUUGGUACGAGGAUCCUUCAAAUCCAAGGGCCAGGAUUCCUUACCAUGUGCGAGCAAGUCCUGUUUAUGAUAAGUACAGGGGCCACGAAUCCUGACAGCGCGUGAUAUGGAAGUAGGUCACCUGUGCCAAGCCUGAGACCAUGAUGAGAUAAAAGAUACAUACUUCAGUAGUGUCGAGUAAAUAUCCCGUGGACGAAUGUGUAUGAACUUGUUCUCUAGUUUCACUAUGAAGUUUGGUUUGUCACUGGUGUCAAUAUUGACAAUCUUGAUUUUUAUCCAGCACAAAUGUGUUUUCAUUCAAUCGGGACUGUCCACGUGUGCAGCCCCGUCAUCAUCUGCUGUGCGUGCGAGAAAAGAAAGACUCUUCCGUUUUUCAACUGAUCAAAACGAAUCAUCAAAUCACAUAGUAAAGUUUAGAUGAUUUUGGCUUAUGAUCUGUUGGGAAUUGUAGAAAAACUAUGUUACUUCUUUACCUGAAAUGCCUUUGAAACAAUACCACUUUAUCA
This is a messenger RNA of Salvia splendens (bonfire salvia), 2067 nucleotides long. Its product is annotated as serine/arginine-rich splicing factor RS31-like. Gene Ontology annotation, biological process: mRNA splicing, via spliceosome. Gene Ontology annotation, cellular component: U1 snRNP; precatalytic spliceosome; U2-type prespliceosome. The transcript is spliced from 6 exons. The coding region runs from base 901 to 1656 and encodes 251 amino acids. Gene Ontology annotation, molecular function: mRNA binding; U1 snRNA binding. The record is from RefSeq and is a predicted model, not a curated record. Lineage: Eukaryota; Viridiplantae; Streptophyta; Magnoliopsida; Lamiales; Lamiaceae.